AUGUCACCAGCAGCAGAUUUAGCAAAACAAGCAGAAAAAUAUACUGAAUUAAAAGAAUAUUCUAAUGCAAUUGAAGCUCUAACAAGAGCUCUUAAGGAGAUUCCUACAUCUAUUGAUUAUCAUAUUAAACGAUCAACAGCACAUCAUUGUAAUAAACAAUAUAAAGAAGCACUUAAAGAUGCAGAAGCAGCAGUUUAUUUAGCCCAUUUAAAGGGUAAACGGGAACAAAAAGGAUUAGCCCAACUGCGUAGAGGUAUUACACUAUUUCAGUUAGGACAACUAGGAAACAGUUAUUUUGCAUUAAAAAAGGCAGAGGAAGCAAUUCCAGAUAAUAAUAUGUUAGCAUCUUGGCUUUUAAAGGCGAAAAUAGCAUUAGAAAAUGUGGAAGGCGAAAAAGAGUGCACUAUUUUAGAGAAGCCGGAUUUAAAAGACCUUGAUCACUUUUUACAAACUGAAAUUAAAAAAAUAGAAGUUGUAGAACUCCCAGUUGAAACAAAUAUACAAAAAAUGUCUCUUCAUGAAAAGGAAAAACAAACUAUAAGACAUGAAUGGUAUCAAAAUGAUGAUACUGUUACAAUUAUUUUGUAUGCAAAAUCAGUAGACAAAAAUACAUUGAAAAAGGAAUUUAAAGAAAAAUCAUUAUCUGUAUCAUUUUUUCUACCAGUCACUCAAGAAAACUAUACUUUCGAACUUCAUCAUCUUUUUAGUGAAAUUGAUGUUUUAUCAUCUACAUUUAGAAUAUAUAACACAAAAAUUGAGAUAAAAUUGAAAAAACGUUACCCUGAAAAAUGGUUAACUCUUGAAACAGAAAUUUCAAAUAUCCAAACAAUUGAUAAAAACUCAAGCAAAUUCAAUAUAUAUCCAUCUUCCUCCAAAUAUGGAUCGAAAGACUGGGAUUUACUUUCAAGAACUAUGAUUACAGAAAAGGAAGAAACAGGAGAUGCUGCACUUAACAAAUUAUUUCAAGAAAUUUAUGCCAAUGCAGAUGAUGAUACAAAACGGGCAAUGAUGAAAAGUUAUAUAGAAAGUAAUGGAACUGCAUUAAGUACCAAUUGGAAAGAAGUUGGCGCGAAAAGAGUAGAGGUUCAACCUCCAAGCGGAAUGGAAGUAAAGCCUUGGUAUCAUUAA
Pneumocystis murina B123 is the source of this 1128-nucleotide messenger RNA. RefSeq lists its product as hypothetical. Bases 1 to 1128 code for a protein of 375 amino acids. Gene Ontology annotation, molecular function: protein-folding chaperone binding. Gene Ontology annotation, biological process: protein stabilization. Lineage: Eukaryota; Fungi; Ascomycota; Pneumocystomycetes; Pneumocystales; Pneumocystaceae. The record is from RefSeq and is a predicted model, not a curated record. The transcript is spliced from 7 exons.